Molecule: messenger RNA, 1170 nt
Organism: Penicillium chermesinum
Lineage: Eukaryota; Fungi; Ascomycota; Eurotiomycetes; Eurotiales; Aspergillaceae
Product: CocE/NonD family hydrolase
Exons: 2
Coding region: 1-1170 (389 amino acids)
Molecular function (GO): hydrolase activity
Source: RefSeq, a predicted model, not a curated record
AUGGCAGAGGAACCAACUCCCCGCGGCUUUCUCUCCGCUGGACUUGACUACCUGGGCUCACGAUUUCUGAAUCUCCCUCCAGAGAAAUGCGGCUACACAACACAAGCCGUCCGGGUCCCCAUGAGAGAUGGAGUAGAGCUGGCCGCGGAUCUCUAUCUGCCCCAACUCCCCGAGGGCCAAGAUGCAGCCGGCCUUAUCAUGGUUCAGUGCUGCUAUGGCCGCGAUGCGGGGAUAGCUUUUGUUAAUGCUCGCGUCUUUGCCGCCCGAGGAUUCAAGGUCCUCUUUGUGAGUACCAGAGGUACCUAUGGAUCUGGGGGUGAAUUCUGGCCCGGUCGAGCGGAGCAGUCUGAUAGCCAAGAUAUCGUGGUCUGGAUGCGCCAACAGCCCUGGUACCCCGGAACGUUUGCUACAGCUGGUGCAUCCUAUCUUGGCUACAGCCAGUGGGCGUUUCUCCGCGACCCGCCGGAAGACUGUGUCGCGGCUGCUAUCAUGGUUGCGCCCCACGACCAGGCACGGGAUGAGAAGAAAAGCAUUCUCAGCAACGCUUCGCAUAUCCCUGGUCUCAGGUUUCUCGGGGGGCGCUCACCGCUGACUGAAACGAUUGCAAGCUUGCCGCUGUAUUCAAGCCUUGAAAAGUACUUCAGUGAAAGGAAAGCGCCCUGGCUGUUCGACUACCUCGAUCACCCCAACCUUGAUGACGAGUACUGGACUGCCGUUCGACAUCAUGACUCUCUUGAGCGGGUCAAUAUUCCCAUCUUGCUAAUCAGCGGAUGGUACGAUCCCUUCUUCACACAGUCGAUGGCGCAAUAUAAACGGCUCCACGAGCGCGGCGUCGACGUGAAGCUCAUCGUUGGUCCCUGGACGCACACCCAGGCAUCCGGCCUGUAUAGUAUGCGUGAACUCCUGGAGUUCUUCUCCGAGCACCUGGCCAAGUCAGGCAAAUACAGCACAGCUCCUGCCCACAUCUAUGUCACGGGCGCCGAAGAAUGGACACCGAUGCCAAGUUGGCCUCCCGCUACAACGCCACAGACCUUCUACUUACAGCCCAAUGGAACGCUUGGCCCAGACCAGCCGGCAGAGGAUGCUCGAUCUUUAUCAUUCGUCUUUGAUCCCUUGUCACCCACUCCUGCUUUAGGGGGGCCCAAUGAUGACUGGCGGGAAAGUGGAUGA